Molecule: messenger RNA, 2677 nt
Organism: Aspergillus alliaceus
Lineage: Eukaryota; Fungi; Ascomycota; Eurotiomycetes; Eurotiales; Aspergillaceae
Product: E1 ubiquitin-activating protein ubaB
Exons: 10
Coding region: 242-2086 (614 amino acids)
Biological process (GO): protein sumoylation
Cellular component (GO): SUMO activating enzyme complex; cytoplasm
Molecular function (GO): SUMO activating enzyme activity
Source: RefSeq, a predicted model, not a curated record
GCUCAUUCCAGACCCAUUUUGGGACUAAUUAAAGAAAGCGCGGUGCUUCUCCGAACGCCUUUCACAUUUCCCGAAACCAAAUAUCCAGACUCUACUUUCAUUCACAUCUACCCUUCUCCUCCCGCUUCGCGCUAUUUUAAUUUUCCUUGCUAAAUUAUCCUUCAUUUGGCGAUGCCUCUCGGCUUGUUCUGACCUUAGCUGCCACUCUUUUGAUUCUCUCAUCUCCCUCGCGCCCGCAAUCAUGCCGCGAGAUACCUAUUCCAAGCGCUCGCUCGGAACCUUGUCCAGACGCCUGAAGGAGUCGCGCGUACUCCUCGUCGGUGCUGGUGGUAUCGGCUGCGAGCUACUCAAGAAUCUCUUGCUCUCCGGGUUCGGCGAAAUCCAUAUCAUCGAUCUCGAUACCAUCGACCUGAGCAAUUUGAAUCGUCAGUUUCUCUUCCGUUUUGAACAUAUCAAGAAAUCAAAGGCAUUGGUCGCGAAGGAAGUUGCCCAAAAAUUUCAACCAAGCGCAAGACUCGAAGCCUACCAUGCGAACAUCAAGGAUAGCCGCUUCAACGUGGAUUGGUUCGCGACUUUUGACGUGGUCUUCAACGCUCUCGACAACCUGGAAGCCCGUCGCCACGUCAAUAGAAUGUGUUUAGCGGCGGAUGUGCCGUUGAUUGAAAGUGGAACAACGGGAUUUAAUGGUCAGGUCCAGGUCAUCAAGAAGGGCCAAACGGAAUGCUACGAUUGCAACUCAAAGGAAGUCCCCAAAUCCUUCCCGGUUUGUACUAUCCGCAGCACGCCAAGCCAGCCUAUUCAUUGUAUUGUCUGGGCGAAAAGCUAUCUUCUACCCGAAUUAUUUGGAACGAGUGAGGAUGAAACGCCAGAGUUGGAUAACACCGAAGAUGCCAGUAAUGCGGAUGAAAUCGCAAACCUACGAAAAGAGGCUCAAGCUCUCAAGGAAAUCCGCGAGUCGAUGGGCUCCCCUGAAUUCGCGCAAAAGGUGUUUGCAAAGGUUUUCAAGGAGGACAUAGAUCGCCUACGUGGCUUAGAAGACAUGUGGAAGGACCGGAAAGCCCCGGAGCCCUUAGACUUCAAGAAGCUGCAGAGCGAGGCUGCUUCCAUCGAGCCUACAAUCUCUUGCAACGAUCAAAAAGUCUGGUCUCUGGCUGAGGACUUUGUCGUGUUCAAGGACAGCUUGGAUCGACUCAGGGAUCGGCUGAAAACACUGCUAGAUGCGACAAAGAGCGGCGUUAAGCCAAUCCUGGUCUUCGAUAAAGACGAUGUCGAUACGCUGGACUUUGUCACUGCUAGUGCUAAUCUACGAGCAACGAUAUUCGGAAUAGAGGCCAAAUCAAAGUUCGAUACGAAGCAGAUGGCCGGCAAUAUUAUACCUGCAAUCGCAACCACAAACGCUAUAACCGCCGGUCUAUGUGUUCUACAGGCACUAAAGGUCUUGAAGGACGAUUACGCUCAUGCUAAAAUGAUCUUCCUCGAGCGGUCGGGUGCCCGUGCAAUCAGUUCAGAUUCUCUGAAGCCACCCAACCCGAACUGCCCUGUUUGCUCGGUCGCACAGGGUAGAGUCAAGAUUGAUCCGGAGCGAGCCACAAUCAACGACCUGGUACAGGAUAUCCUGCGCCUGCAAUUAGGAUACGGCGAAGAGUUUUCGGUCAGCACCGAAUUAGGCACGAUUUACGACCCGGAUCUUGAAGACAACCUGAACAAGAAAUUAUCAGAAAUGGGUGUAAAUAAUGAAAGCCUCAUCACGGUUAUAGACGAGGAAGACGAGCAACCGCGUGUGAACCUUGAACUUGUUGUUCUUACCGAAAAACCAGAACCCUCAAUAGAAAAGCAGAAGCCAAUCGCCCUAGUAAAGAUCCCUGAGAUUCCUCGGAAACCAAGAGCACCUACACCUGCCGCCAGCGAGCAAGCCAAUGGUACUUCUGAUCUAAACCAGCGCAAGCGCAAUGCCGAGGAAGCAGGCCUCAGCAACGGAGAUGACCGUGCAAAGCGCGUGGCCAGUGUGUCUGUCGCUGACGGCGACGGAUCGAACCCCAUCGUCUUAGACGAGACGCAAGGGGGUGCGAUUUUAAUUGACGACUAAACGAUAAAACGAAGGAUGUUCUAGUGGACAAUUGCUUCCUCUCUACUUCCAACCGAUUUCGAUCCAAAUCUAUUUCUCAUACGUUGGUCCCUUGAGUUUUGGAUGGAUUUCCGAAGAUAUCCUCCUUUUGUUUCUUUCUCCCUCUCAUCUACUGUAACAUAUCAUGCGUUCGCUCCGAAUAGAAUGGACGAGGGGAUUGCCGAGGUGUUUUGUAUUUUGGCCGAAGUGAUAAUGUGCAUACUUUGGCAUGGCGUUCCAACAAAGGCACACGAAUGAGUCAAUGAAUUUACUUGUUAUCUUCAUCGUACAAUCCACACAUAUAUCGUCCCAAAACAUCCCACGAGUCUCAACCUCAGUACCUCUAUAUACACAACCACCCGCCCCUUUUUUUCUCCCAUAGACAAGGCAAUAUAAGUCUAAGUACAGUAAACUCACACAGCACUCAACCCCCCAUCCAAACUAACAACACAAUUAUUCGCAUACUCAUUCCCUGCUAAAAAGACCGCCGCAUCCGCAAUCUCCCCCGCCUCCCCAAACCUGCCUACCGGAAUACUCCCCCUCAGCCUCUCACUCACCCCCUCGCUAAACCCC